This is a messenger RNA of Oryza sativa Japonica Group (Japanese rice), 2169 nucleotides long. Its product is annotated as protein DETOXIFICATION 55. Gene Ontology annotation, cellular component: membrane. Gene Ontology annotation, molecular function: antiporter activity; xenobiotic transmembrane transporter activity. NCBI's taxonomy places the organism in Eukaryota, Viridiplantae, Streptophyta, Magnoliopsida, Poales, Poaceae. The record is from RefSeq and is a predicted model, not a curated record. Gene Ontology annotation, biological process: xenobiotic detoxification by transmembrane export across the plasma membrane.
GUCUCACCCAUUGAACAUCUCUUCAAUUCAGUCUCCAACUCCACUGCAAGCAGCAAAUGGUGGAAGCACUCCACGAACACGCUCCAAAUCACACCUCCAUGUCCGAGGUGAUGGAGGAGCUGAAGCUGAUGCGGCGCCUGUGCCUGCCAAUCUCGGCGCUCAACCUGCUCCACUACGUCAAGAGCAUGGUCACCGUGCUCUGCUUGGGCCGCCUCGGCCGCGCCGAGCUCGCCGGCGGCGCGCUCGCCGUCGGCCUCACCAACGUCACCGGCUACUCGGUGCUCUCCGGCCUCGCGCUCGGGCUGGAGCCCCUCGCCGGCCAGGCGUUCGGCUCCGGGACCGGGAGGACGAGGAGCCGGCCGCGGCGCGCGCUGCGCCGAGCCGUGCUGCUCCUCCUCGCCGCGUCGUUCCCCGUCGCCGCGCUCUGGGCGUGCGCGGGCCCCGCCGCGCGCGCCGCGCGCCAGGACGCCGCCGUGGCGCGCGCCGCGGGGAGCUACUGCCGCUACGCCAUCCCGGACCUCGCCGCCGCCAGCGUCCUCCUCCCCGCGCGCGUCUACCUCCGCAGCAAGGGCGAGACGCGGAGGCUCGCGUCGUGCGCGGCGCUCGCCGUGGCGCUCGUCCACGCGCCGGCCACCGCGUACCUCGGUGCGCGGCUGCGCGUGCCCGGCGUCGCCAUGGCCGCGUGCAUGACCAGCUUCGCCACGCUGGCGUUCCUGUGGAUCUCGCUGACGUGGGCCCCGGCCCAGAACGAGCCAGAUGAGCCUGCCGAUUUGGAGGAGUGGGCCGGAGUGGGGCAAUGGGCUGAAUGGGCCGACCUGCUCCGGUUGUCACUUCCGAGCUGCUUGAGCGUGUGCUUGGAGUGGUGGUGGUAUGAGCUCAUGACGAUCGCCGCCGGCUAUCUCCGGGACCCGCACACCGCAUUGGCGACGGCGGCCAUCGUCAUCCAGACCACGUCGUUGUUAUACACAAUUCCGGUCACCCUAAGUUCAGCCGUUUCAACCCGAGUCGCGAAUGAGCUAGGGGCGGGCCGACCGAGAUCGGCCCAAGUCUCAUUCGUAGUAGCAAUGGGAAUUGCGAUGAUGGGCUCGUGCGUAGGGCUGACAUGGACUACAUUUGGGCGAGGACUAUGGGUCCAAGUGUUCACCACUGACCCCACAAUACAGUCACUCACAACAAGCGUGCUACCGGUUAUCGGAUUAUGUGAGCUUGCCAAUUGUCCGCAGACAACCGGUUGUGGAGUGCUACGCGGCAGUGCGAGGCCGGCUGUCGGGGCGGCCAUCAACCUAUACUCCUUCUACCUCGUCGGAGCACCUGUAGCCCUAGUGCUUGCUUUUGGGCUUGAUAUGGGCUUUCUGGGCCUUUGUCUUGGGCUUCUCUCGGCCCAGGUAGUUUGCCUUAUAUCUGUGGGCUUUGCUACAUUUCAAACCGAUUGGGAGGCAGAGGCUUUGAAGGCCUUUCAUUUGGUUGGUGGUGGAGAUGAGAAAUGUGGUGAUGACCUGCCAUGUUUGGCCCAUAAGGAAAAUGUAUAGAUUGUAAAAAGUUGCAUGGUUUGGUAAUUUGAUUUUAAAUCUUUUUGCGGUGUUGCAGGUAAAAAUUGUAAAUUUAUGAUCCCAGAAAGACGACUACGAGAAGUACGUUUGGAUACACAAAUUAUGUCUAAAAAUGUAGUAAAGCAUAAUUUAUAUAUCUACUCUCCAUAUCCUAAAAUAUAGCAACCUAGUGUGAGUUGCUAUAUUUUGGGAUGAAGAGAGUUAUAACCUCCGAAAAUAACUUAACGCAUAAAAAUUAGCAACAUUAAUAUCUAAUUUUGUUUAUUGAAUUAUUAAAGAAUUAUAAUUGCUAGCGAACAUACAAAAAUUAAAAAAACCCGGUGCAGCUUCUUUAAAUUCCUUUUCGCCGGGCAAACAUGGCCGGCGCAAGCACCGGCCGGCUUCUUGCUGCUCACAACCUCCUUCUUCAUCGCCGGCGAUAUGUCUCCGGCCGGCCAUCGCCGGAGCUUGAUAGGUUCGCCGGCCGUGCUUGAUGUCGAUCUGAACUGCUAGCUAGCUAGCAUGCUGAUCCGCUAGCGGCGUAUUCAUCGUAUCGACGGCGACGCAGCUUGCAUGAUUAUUGCAUCGCCUCCAAUUCUUGGGCCCUAUCUCUGUUAUUGAAUAUUGAUCGAUGCUGGGG